AUGCCUUCAAGUUUGCCUUCAAGCUCUAAUUCUUCAAAUUCCGUGAACUCCCCUAGAUCCACCAUCAGCCGCAACAUCUGGGGUAGUCAGGUGAUUUCCCCUACCAGCUCGAACUCUACGGGAAGUACUUUCAGUGGAGUGGACAUCACUGAUCUGGCAAGUUUUUUGAAUUCAUCACCACCUAUUAGGCUGGGAGCUGCUCAAAUAAAAGAAAUGGCCGAUUUGAGGUCCAUGAGAGACUUAAAUGGGCCGAACACUGCAAGGAACGUCUCUAUGUUUCCACCUCGUCAAUUGUAUUCCUCUUUAUCCACUGCUUCUGUUCCUCCUGACGGACCAUCUGGUACCGCCUCUUGGGGUGGAGAGCUCCCCCCUCGGCGCUUUGAAAUCAACCCGACUUACUCCUGCAAGAUCUUUGUAGGCGGUGUUCCAUGGGACAUGACCGCAGAAGACUUAACCAUCUUCUUCUCACCUUACGGAAGAAUUCUCGUAGAAUGGCCUGUUAAAGACACUGUCACUCAACCCAAGGGGUAUGUUUACAUAAUCUUCGAAGAUGAGGUCAAUGUAAAAGUACUGCUCAACAACUGCGUCCGUGAUACCAGUGACAACAACUUGAAAUACUAUUACAGACUUAUCACAAGGUCUCUGAAACAUAAGGUUGUUCAAAUAAUUCCUUGGCGAAUAACCGACUCCAACUUCGUGAUGGAACCGACACGGAAGCAGGACCCCAACCUCACAGUUUUUGUUGGAGGACUUCACGGAGCCUUGACUGCAGAAGGUUUGUUCAUAAUUAUGAACGACCUUUUCAACGGUGUGAGCUACGUCGGCAUCGACACAGACAAAUUCAAAUAUCCCAUUGGCUCUGCCCGAGUCACAUUUAACAACAAGUAUUCCUACAUGCAAGCAGUCAUGGCUGCGUACAUCGAAAUAAAGUCGAAUCUGUUCAGCAAGAAAGUACAAGUUGACCCGUACCUGGAAGAUGCCAUCUGCUCCAAAUGUGAUCUCCGCCCGGGGCCAUUAUUCUGCAAGGAGCUGUGCUGCUACAACUACUUCUGCCAUGGCUGUUGGUUCAGUCAUCAUCAGGCAUUGUUCAUGAUAAAUCAUCGACCUCUAGCAAAAACCUCAAAGUACAAGAGGAGCAUGCAAAAUGCACGUUACGUGCAGUUUAGUCAUUGCUAG
Messenger RNA from Macrosteles quadrilineatus (aster leafhopper), 1176 nucleotides. RefSeq names its product cytoplasmic polyadenylation element-binding protein 1-B-like. The transcript has a single exon. Lineage: Eukaryota; Metazoa; Arthropoda; Insecta; Hemiptera; Cicadellidae. Gene Ontology annotation, cellular component: nucleus; synapse; cytoplasm. Bases 1 to 1176 code for a protein of 391 amino acids. Gene Ontology annotation, molecular function: translation factor activity, RNA binding; ribosome binding; mRNA 3'-UTR binding. Gene Ontology annotation, biological process: negative regulation of cytoplasmic translation. The record is from RefSeq and is a predicted model, not a curated record.